Messenger RNA from Vanderwaltozyma polyspora DSM 70294, 2085 nucleotides. RefSeq names its product Fus2p (gene FUS2). The record is from RefSeq and is a predicted model, not a curated record. Gene Ontology annotation, molecular function: guanyl-nucleotide exchange factor activity. NCBI's taxonomy places the organism in Eukaryota, Fungi, Ascomycota, Saccharomycetes, Saccharomycetales, Saccharomycetaceae. The coding region runs from base 1 to 2085 and encodes 694 amino acids. The transcript has a single exon.
AUGAUCAAGACUUCUCAUUUUUUAAGCCAGUUAGAGUGUCCAACUGAUCACACAAUGACGCCAAUUCGUGAUUAUAAAAAUGAUUAUUUUCAUUUACAUGAUGAUAAAUUACCAAAACAGAAUAGAUUUCAAAUACGAAAUCAUCCUUCAAUGGCUAACCGUAAUAACGAUAAAUAUAAAUUCAAAAGACCUGCAAGUCUACAUUUGGAUGAUAUGAGCCCAAGUAAUCUUAAGAAACAAUAUUCCCCUUUAAACAUUGAUACUUUUAAACAUUCACUGAAUAUUCGAUCAACGACAACACCAACAAAACCAUACGUUGGGAAGAAAUUUUUUGAGGUAAUAAAGGAACUCUAUAGUUUAGAAUUAGAAUAUGCAGAAUCUUUAGAGAUUGCAAACACUGUUUAUCGACAAAAAAUGAAUGGAAAUAGACUAUACAGAAAUCAAAUCAUAGAAGAAGGGUCUAAUGAUGAGAUGCUAUUGUUCGGUAAUCUUGAAACAAUAUCCUCAAUCAGCCGUCUAUUUACAAAGAACUUGGAAAGGCUGUUUUCCCAAUACGCCUCUAAUACUGCAUUUUCUGAAACAAAUGUAUGGGAUGAUAUCAAUAAGAAUUCAGUCAUCCAAGAAAAAGUAUAUUCUAAUUUCAACAUUGGUGAAUUGUUUAAUUUGCAUUAUCUAAGAUUAAAGUCGACAUAUCUAAGCUAUUGUGUUUCCCAUAGAAGGCAAAUGGAAUUAUUUGAUUUUAUUAAGGUAGGGAACAGAAAAGUUUUCCAAGACUGGUAUGAAUGUUGCCUUAUCGAAUCAAAUUUUUUAAAGUUAGAAGAUAUCUUCACAAUGCCUUUAAAAAGGUUAAGGUGUCUAGUAAAGAUUUUAAACACAUUACUUGAAGAAGCUCCUAAUGUUAUCAAGGAAGACCUGAUUUUAAUACUGAAAAAGUCCAAAAUUCAAUUUGAAGAGUUUCUAAAUUAUGUUGAAGAAGAAAUUAACAUAUACGAUGAAAAUAAAAUGUAUGAUUUUAGCCUGACACCUAUAGAAAUAAUCCAAAACUAUGGAGAUAACGAAGAUCAAGACUUUGAGAGAGAAUCAGAGACCCUCCACGAAAAUCCAGAGCCGGUAAAUUAUUUAGAAGUUCCCAUGCCUAUAUCACCAGCCAAUUCAGGUAGUUCAAGUAGAUAUUCUGGUGAUCCAAGUGUAUACAGUAGACAAAGCAAGAAUCCUAGUUUCAGAACAAGUUCAGAACAUAGCUAUUUUAAGCCCCAAAUCAGACAGAGCAUGCCCAUUAAUUCAGUACCACCAGGUUUAUCCUUAUCAGAUCAUAUCGGUAAGUUCAAAAAAAUCUAUAAAGAUAUCAUUCGUUUAGAAAAAGCUAUUAAUGAAACAAAUUAUUUUAGGAUUAUUGAAAAUAAUAUGAAUAUUGUAAAUAGUUGGGGAGGGGUAAUUUAUUUUGAACAAGAACCAUCUUAUAGCAGGAAUAUUGAAGACGGGAAAUCGAUGGAGAAUAUUGAUAUAUAUGAAUCUAAAUGUUAUCUGAAAUUGCAAAUGCUGAUGAGACAAAAAGAAGAAAUUGGAAAUUGGAAAGAAGUAGACUUGAAAUAUAAAGUUAUGGAACCAAUUAGAGCUAUGAUAGACAAAUGUCAAUUAGUGAGAAGACAAUUGAAAGAUCUUCAAAUAUUGAAAAAAGAUUAUGCAAUUUACUUGAAGGAGAGAAAAAAUAAGAUACACGAUGUGAAACGUGAAGUUAUCGCUAAACAUUUUGAGAAUGUUCAGCAAAAAAUAGUGGUCGAAUUACCAAAAUUUAUUAAUUUGAUUAGCAAAACAUUUGACUUAAUACUUGUUAACCAUACAGGUGUUAUGUUAAAAUAUUAUGAAAUAUUAAGUGGUGGACCAGAAUCUCUUCGAAAAGAUAUAAUAGAAGCUGGCAUCGAUCAAAUAGAUUCAACAGGAUCGGUAGCCAAUUUACCAAAUCUAGAUAUAUUACAAGAGUACUCUAACAAUAGAUAUCUCUGUAAGAAAGCAAUACGUGAGAAUUGGCAGUACAGAGGUUCUGCAACAUCUAGUAAGGUGGUACGUAGAUUAUUUGAACUUUAG